UCCGUUCCAACCAACCAUCCAGAAAAUACUCAAAGCCACAUUUCUCCCCCGCAACAAAUUACGGAAGGAAGCUCAAGAAAGCUCAAUCAUGGAGCUUAACUUCUACCUCACCCUCCUGUUGGGCUUUGUUUCCUUCGUCACCUUUUCUCUCUUCUUCCUCUUCUACAGGCACAGAUCUCAGUUCACCGGCAACAACCUCCCUCCGGGGAAGGUCGGCUACCCGGUGAUCGGAGAGAGCUACGAGUUCCUAGCCACGGGAUGGAAAGGCCACCCCGAGAAAUUCAUCUUUGACCGCAUGACCAAGUACUCCUCCGAAGUCUUCAAGACCUCCAUCUUCGGCGAGAAGGCUUGCAUCUUUGCCGGCGCCGCCUGCAACAAGUUCUUGUUCUCCAACGAGAACAAGCUCGUCACUGCCUGGUGGCCUAGCUCCGUCAACAAGGUCUUCCCUUCUUCCAUGGAGACUUCCGCCAAAGAGGAGGCCAAGAAGAUGAGGAAGAUGCUCCCCAACUUCAUGAACCCUCAGGCUCUUCAACGCUACAUCGGAAUCAUGGACACCAUCGCUCAACGACACUUUGCUGAUGGCUGGGAAAACAAGAAGGAAGUCGAGGUCUUCCCCCUUGCCAAGAACUACACAUUUUGGCUGGCUGCACGACUGUUCGUUAGCCUCGAGGACCCAAAGGACGUAGACAAAUUCGGCGACCCCUUCCAACUGUUGGCCUCCGGAAUCAUCUCGAUGCCAAUUGACUUCCCCGGAACACCGUUCUAUAAAGCCAUCAAGGCCUCCAACUGGAUCAGGGAGGAGCUGUACAAGAUCAUCAAGCAGAGGAAGAUCGACUUGGCCGAGGGCAAGGCGUCACCCACCCAAGACAUAUUGUCCCACAUGCUCUUGACUUGCGACGAGGAAGGAACCUACAUGAAGGAGAUGGACAUCGCCGAUAAGAUUCUCGGAUUGUUGAUCGGAGGCCACGACACAGCCAGCGCCACCUGCACUUUCAUUGUCAAGUACCUUGGAGAGCUCCCUCAUAUCUAUGAUGCAGUCUACAAGGAGCAAAUGGAGAUUGCGAACUCAAAAGCACCAGGGGAGUUGUUGAACUGGGAUGAUCUUCAGAAGAUGAAGUACUCAUGGAACGUGGCACAGGAAGUGUUGAGAGUGGCACCACCACUUCAAGGAGCUUUUAGGGAAGCGUUGCAAGACUUCGUCUUCAAUGGCUUCACCAUCCCUAAAGGCUGGAAGUUGUAUUGGAGCGCAAACUCGACCCACAAGAGUGCGGCUUACUUCCCCGAACCCCAGAAGUUCGACCCUACAAGAUUCGAAGGAAACGGACCUGCCCCAUACACGUUUGUUCCCUUUGGAGGAGGCCCGAGAAUGUGCCCCGGAAAAGAGUACGCCCGAUUGGAAAUUCUUGUUUUCAUGCAUAACCUAGUCAAGAGGUUCAAGUGGGAGGCGAUUAUUCCCGAUGAGAAGAUCGUGGUCGACCCGUUGCCCAUGCCCGCCAAGGGACUUCCCAUCCGCCUUUUCCCUCACAAAAAGGCUUAAUUAAUUAUCGACCUGCUUUACUUAUACACAAGACGACCGAAGUACCGGUUCUCGUCAAGGCUUUGAAGAUUUUCUUCUUUUUCGUUUUGGGUUAAUUAUUGUAUUUGUUGUUCAUGUUUCGUUUUAAAUUUAUGGCAUCUGCGUACUUGUGUAGCCAAUUCAAUCUGAACUUGUGUUAGUACGUGCCAUGCACUUGAUGUUUUAAAGACAUAAAAAUGUAUGAUAGAUCAGAAAUUACGAAUAAAUAACGCACCUGUAUAUAUCUGUCA
This is a messenger RNA of Rosa rugosa (rugosa rose), 1806 nucleotides long. Its product is annotated as beta-amyrin 28-monooxygenase. Gene Ontology annotation, molecular function: iron ion binding; heme binding; oxidoreductase activity, acting on paired donors, with incorporation or reduction of molecular oxygen. The transcript has 3 exons. Bases 89 to 1537 code for a protein of 482 amino acids. NCBI's taxonomy places the organism in Eukaryota, Viridiplantae, Streptophyta, Magnoliopsida, Rosales, Rosaceae. The record is from RefSeq and is a predicted model, not a curated record. Gene Ontology annotation, biological process: sterol metabolic process.